GAAUGAAGCUGCGUUACACCUAAUGUUUAUUAGCUUUAUUCCUCCGUCGCCCCCACACUCUGUAUUUUGCCUUUUCCCCAAUCUCUCCUCUGUUUUCCUUUUCAUAUUCUUCUUCUUCUUCUUCUUCUCGCCGCCUCCAAUGGCCUAAAACCUAAAGAAACCUCCGUUUUCACGCCGCCUCCAUGGCGCCAACAGCCACCGGAUCCUUCUGCAACAAAUUCCUUGCACUUUUACUUCUAAUUCUCCACGUCGGCUGCUUUCUUUUAACCAAUGGUGACAACCGCCGCCGCCGCCACCGUCCCCUGCAGCCGAAGAAGCGUAAUGAAUCUCCUCCGACGGCGUUGAGUCUGAAGCCGCAAAAAGCCCUAACCUCAUCCAUUUCAUUUCUCAAACGAAUUUUUUCUUCCAAAACGUGCAAAAUGGCAAUCGAGACGACUCGUCCUCCCUCGACUCCGGCUCGAUCGUCGCAGCACUCGAUCGUCACGCUUAUUCCUCAGCCGGUGGAUACUCCGAACUCCAAGAACGCUAAUCCGAUUGAUUCUGCUGGAACGCCACAGGAUUCCGAUAUCACUACGGCGGAGAUCAACCAAUUUUUUCCCCUUCGUAACGAUAUCUUCCCCUGCACUGCUUGCGGCGAGAUUUUCCCCAAGCCUCAAGUGCUCGAACAGCAUCAAGCGGCUAAACACGCCGUGUCGGAGCUUGCAGAUUCGGAUUCCGGUAAGAAUAUUGUUCGGAUCAUUUUCGAAACUGGAUGGACGAGUAGAGAAAAAAGCCCGAAGAUCCUCCGAAUCUUGAAAAUCCACAACAGUCAAAAGAUUCUCUCCAGAUUCGAGGAAUAUAGAGAGUCGGUGAAGGCUAAAGCGGCCCGAAACGGCGGCGCUGUAAAGCGAUGGGAUGAACGGUGCAUCGCCGAUGGGAACGAGCUUCUGAGAUUUCACUGUUCGACGUUUUUGUGCGAUUUGGGGCAAAACGGUAAUUCCAGCAUCUGCGGGCAGCAAUUUUGUAGUAUUUGUGGGAUAAUCAAAUCGGGAUUCUCACACAAGUUGGAUGGAAUUUCUACGCUAUCAAGUAGCUGGAGAGCACACGUGGCAAUCCCUGAGGACAUCGAAGAGGAGUUCAAGUUCAUGAACGUGAAACGGGCGAUUCUGGUUUGCCGGGUCGUGGCCGGCCGGAUCGGGUCCGACAACGACGAGCCGGAGAAAGACGGCGGUGGGUUUGACUCCGUAGUCGGCCGAAGUGGGAGUGGGGCCCAGACGACGGUGGAUGAAGAAGAGCUGUUGGUUUUCAAUCCGAGGGCUGUGCUCCCCUGCUUCGCGAUUGUGUACGAAGUCUGAUGUGGACGAUCGUGCGGUCGCCGUUUGAUUGCUUCAUUUUAGCUUCGUUUGAUGUGAUGUGUAGUGGUGUUUAAAUAUAAUUUAAGUUUUUUUUUUUUUUUUUAAUGAAGGUGUCUGUAAUUAUCAGUUAUUUCGUUGUUAGCCCAAAUCCGUACACUUUGACUGUGGGUCAAACUUCAAGCGAUCGGAACAGUGGACAUAAGGACUAACGAGGUUGGUAGAUGAAUAAUUACUAAAUAUAUAUAUUUAAUAAUAUGCCAAAUAAUUUGUUUUGUUUCUA
Molecule: messenger RNA, 1614 nt
Organism: Cucurbita pepo subsp. pepo (vegetable marrow)
Lineage: Eukaryota; Viridiplantae; Streptophyta; Magnoliopsida; Cucurbitales; Cucurbitaceae
Source: RefSeq, a predicted model, not a curated record